Molecule: messenger RNA, 957 nt
Organism: Lactuca virosa
Lineage: Eukaryota; Viridiplantae; Streptophyta; Magnoliopsida; Asterales; Asteraceae
Source: the annotation of a GenBank genome assembly
UAUAGAGAACAUACACAACACAGUAGUCCAGAAUUGUAAGCUAGGGUUUUAGACAGCGGAAAUCAUGGUGGCAGGUUUAAGGUAUUUUACAGAUAGAUCGGACGACGGCGCCGCCGGUGCACCUCUUCUAGAUACUGUCAACGGCGAGGAGCUUAUGCAUGUCCAGCCGGCCGUUUCCAUUGUUCUCGGCAACCAUCCUCCCGAGUCUCCUGGCACGCUCUACAUCUCUACCAAACAAGUGAUAUGGUUGAGCGAUACCGAGAGGACAAAAGGCUACGCUGUUGAUUUCUUGUCGGUGUCUCUUCAUGCGGUGUCUAGGGAUCCUGAGGCAUUUACAUCUCCCUGCAUAUAUACACAGAUUGAUACAGGUGAUGAAGAUGAUGAUGAUGAAAGUUCAGAUUCAGAAUCUAAUGAAAUAUUGGAUUUAUCAAAGAUCACCGAAAUGAGACUAGUGCCUUCAGACCCUAAUCAAUUGGAUGCUCUCUUCGAUGUGUUCUGUGAGUGUGCAGAGCUCAACCCUGAACCUGUUGAAGAGGAUGAACCUGAGGAGCAUAAUUGGAUAUUCAGUGCAGAUCAGCUGGGACCUGCCAUGGGUAUAAUAGAUGGAGUUGAUCAGGAAUGGGAUUCUUCACAAACUCAUUUCACCACAAUUGGUCAUCCAAAUGGAGAUCAUGAUCUAGCACGCAAUGUGCUUGAGCUUCAAAUAAAUGACCAAAGGUUUGAGGAUGCUGAAGAAAUGGAGAGCAACAACAGAAAUGGUGACCAACAAUGAUCAUCUUCUGGUUACUUGCUCAAAAGCAACUUGACAUGUAACGUUUUUUAAUGACAACUACCAAGUUUGGUACAUGAUGAUGCAAGGUUUGUAGUUUGUAGGAGUGUGAUUUAUAAACUUGUUCCUCUUGCAACUGACUUUAUACAGUUUUUCAGACUCUUCUAGUUCUUGAUGUUUUUAAAGUU